This is a messenger RNA of Daktulosphaira vitifoliae (grape phylloxera), 631 nucleotides long. Its product is annotated as sorting nexin-2-like. The annotation marks the transcript as partial. The transcript has 3 exons. Gene Ontology annotation, biological process: early endosome to Golgi transport. Gene Ontology annotation, molecular function: phosphatidylinositol binding. Gene Ontology annotation, cellular component: endosome; endosome membrane. NCBI's taxonomy places the organism in Eukaryota, Metazoa, Arthropoda, Insecta, Hemiptera, Phylloxeridae. The record is from RefSeq and is a predicted model, not a curated record.
UCAAAUCAUCAAGAAACUCUAAAUACCACUGUAGUAUCCAAUGGGUUUGAAGAAGAAAUUAAUUUAAAAGAAAAUGAUGAACCUAUAACAACUACAUUAAAUGACAUUAAUACUGUACAAGAAGAAGUUAAAUCAAAAGAUACUAUUAAUGAAAAGAAUAAUGAAAAUGUUGAAAAUGGAUUUAUAAAAAUUUCUUUAUCUGAAACUACUAAAGUAGGAGAAGGAAUGAGUUCCUAUGUAGCAUAUCGUGUUGUUACACGUACAAAUAUGUCAAUGUUUAAAAAUACUAAUAUGGCUGUUUUAAGAAGAUUUAGUGACUUUCUUGGCUUACACAACAAACUGACUGAAAAGUAUUUAAGAAAUGGACGGCUUAUACCACCUGCACCUCAAAAAAAUAUGUUAGGUACUACUAGAAUAAAAAUAUCUGGCAAUCAAUCAGAUCAAGCUACUUCAGCUGAAUUUAUAGAAAAAAGACGUUUAGCUUUAGAGAGAUUUUUAAAAAGAAUUGCAUUACAUCCUGUCUUACGAAAUGAUAAAAGUUUUCGUGAUUUUUUAGAACAAGAUUGUGAACUUCCUAAAGCUACCAAUACAUCUGCUCUAAGCAGUGCAGGUGUAAUGAGACUUUUUAAUA